Molecule: messenger RNA, 631 nt
Organism: Marmota monax (woodchuck)
Lineage: Eukaryota; Metazoa; Chordata; Mammalia; Rodentia; Sciuridae
Gene: Rps23
Product: ribosomal protein S23
Exons: 4
Coding region: 154-585 (143 amino acids)
Biological process (GO): translation
Cellular component (GO): ribosome; cytosolic small ribosomal subunit
Molecular function (GO): structural constituent of ribosome
Source: RefSeq, a predicted model, not a curated record
AAAUUCGUCUUUUUCAAAUGAGGCGCCGACCUCGGGACUGGCGCCGCAUAGACACCGCGUGGGGUCCUUGAUUGGGCGGGGCUUGCUCGCGGUGGUUUGUGGCUCCUUCCUGUGUCGCUUCUCUCUUUCGCUCGGGCCCGUGGCAUCGACAAGAUGGGCAAGUGUCGCGGUCUUCGUACUGCCAGGAAGCUCCGUAGUCACCGACGGGACCAAAAGUGGCAUGAUAAACAAUACAAGAAGGCCCAUUUGGGCACAGCCCUGAAGGCCAACCCUUUUGGAGGUGCUUCCCAUGCAAAGGGAAUUGUGCUGGAAAAAGUAGGGGUUGAAGCCAAACAGCCAAAUUCUGCCAUCAGGAAGUGUGUCAGGGUCCAGCUGAUCAAGAAUGGCAAGAAAAUCACUGCUUUUGUACCCAAUGAUGGUUGCCUGAACUUUAUUGAGGAAAAUGAUGAAGUUCUAGUUGCUGGAUUUGGUCGAAAAGGUCAUGCUGUUGGUGACAUUCCUGGAGUCCGCUUCAAGGUUGUUAAAGUAGCCAAUGUCUCCCUUUUGGCCCUAUACAAAGGCAAGAAGGAAAGACCAAGAUCAUAAAUUUUGCUGAUGAAAACAAUAGUAAUAAAUUUUCAUAUUCCAGAAA